Molecule: messenger RNA, 3326 nt
Organism: Parasteatoda tepidariorum (common house spider)
Lineage: Eukaryota; Metazoa; Arthropoda; Arachnida; Araneae; Theridiidae
Source: RefSeq, a predicted model, not a curated record
UACAUAUAUUGAUGUAUGCUGAUUGUUAUCAAAUCAAUUAUGAAGCUUGAACCAGAUGAUCUUGAUGAAACUGUAGUAGCUUUAGAUCCUUAUAACUCUGACUUGAAUCUAGUUUUGAAUGCUUCACGUUCUGGCGCUCAACCACUCACAAAUGAAGGUUUUGCUUUUAUGUGGGCUGGAGUUCGUGCUACUCAUGGAUUCUCCAAAGGAAAAGUUUGCUACGAAGUGAAGAUUGUAGAACAUAUGAAUGUUUCACAUCUCCCAGAAGAUGAACCAAAUCCUCAUGUUGUCAGAGUUGGUUUUUCAGUUGAAAGCUCCACAUUACAAUUAGGUGAGGACCCAUUGUCCUAUGGCUAUGGAGGAACAGGAAAAAUAUCUACAAAUUGUCAAUUUAGGGAUUUUGGAGGUCCUUUCAUGGCUGAUGAUGUUAUCUUAGCUGUUUUGAACAUGGACACUGAUCCAGUACAGAUUGGAUAUGCAAAGAAUGGAAGGUUUUUAGGCUGGGCCUAUAAAGUAAAAAAGCAAGAACUUGAUGGACAGGCUCUUUUUCCUCAUAUUUUAACGAAAAAUACUUCAUUUGAAGUAAAUUUUGGACAAAAGGAUAAGCCUUAUUUUCCGUUACCUGAUAGUGUGAAAGAUUUUACUUUUGUAAACUGUACACCCAUGGAUCAAAGAAUCAAUGGAGCAAGGGCACCAAAGAAACAAGAUUGUGAAAUGAUAAUGAUGUGUGGACUUCCUGGAUCCGGUAAAUCUGUUUGGGCUGCUGAUUAUUCCUCCAAAAAUCCAGAAAAGAAAUAUAAUAUUUUAGGAACAAAUAACAUUAUUGAUAAAAUGAAAGUAAUGGGCCUUCCCCGUAAAAGAAAUUAUCAUGGACGAUGGGAUGUUUUGAUAAAAAUGGCCACAAACUGUUUGAACAAAAUGUUCGAAAUAGGAUCCAAAUUGAGAAGAAAUUAUAUUUUAGAUCAGACAAAUGUUUAUCCCACUGCACAGCGUAGAAAGAUGAGAAAUUUUGAAGGCUUCAGACGUAUUGCUUAUGUUGUUGUACCCACUGAUGCAGAAUGGAAAAGGAGAUGUGAUAAGAGAGACAGAGAAGAGGGAAAAGAAAUUCCAGAUUCUGCAGUCAAUGAGAUGAAAGCUAACUUCAAGCUUCCUGAGAAAAGUGACAUAUUUGAUGAAAUUAAUUUUACUGAGUGCCAAAGGGAAGAAGCUGAAAAAUUGGUUAAAAUGUAUAAUGACGAAGGCAGAGCUGUUACUGGACCUCCUCGUAAACAGUUUCGUUCAAAUGAACCCUCAGGAUUUGGAAAUCGAGGAUUUGAUUCAAACAAAGGUGACUUCAACCCGAAUAGCCCUGGACGUGGUGGAUAUGGAGGUCGUGGUGGUUAUGGAAAUAAUUCUCCUGGACCAGAUAGUCCAGGAAGAUUCGGAGGAGGUCGUGGUGGUUACGGUGGUAACCGAAAUGAAUUCGAUGGAAAUCGUGGAGGCAAUGACAGUCCAGGUGGUUAUGGCGGAAGUAGAGGUUUCGGUCGAGGCGGAUCUGAUGGUGGUCGAGGAAACCGUGGGGGGUUUGGUGGUAAUCGUGGUGGCUAUGAUAGCAACCGAGGUGGAUUUGGAGGAAAUAGAGGUGGUUAUGAUGGUGGUCGUGGGGGAUAUGAUCGAGGAGGCUAUGGUGGUGAUCGUGGAGGAUAUGAUGGUGGACGUAGUGGCUAUAACGGUGGCCGUGGCGGAUACGAUGGAGGUCGAGGUGGUUAUGAUAGAAAUCGUGGUGACUAUGAUAGGUAUGAUGGGGGGCGUGGCUAUGAUGAUAAUUAUGGUGACUAUAAUGGACAAAGAGGAUUUGAUAACAAUCGUGGAGGAUUUCAAUCUGGGCGUGGUGGAUACGAUGAAGGUCGUGGCAGGAAAAGAGGUUAUGAUGAUGGAAGAUUCGAUCACUCUCCCAGUGGAAGUGGUAGUCCUGGUGGCUAUGGCAGUAACUCACAAGGUAGUUAUGGUAGCUUUGGCGGUGAUUCUUCUGGUUAUGGUAGCAAUAGAGGAUUUGGUUCUUCCAGGGGUGGCAGAGGAGGUGGAGAUUUUGGAUCUCGAUCAUUUGGUGGUCAGGGAGGUAACAAUUAUCAAAGUAAUACUUCAUCUGACCAAUAUUCUGGCAGAUACAAUCAAGAUGACAAUUCCAGCUCCUAUGAUAAAGGAAAUUCAUAUGGAGGUGGGCAGCGUGGCAGAGGAGGACAAAAUCGUGGUGCCCCAAGAGGUGGUGGUCCAUCACGAGGUGGGAACUCCUCAAGAGGUGGGUAUGGUGGUGGUCGAGGCGGGUAUGGCAACAGUGAUUAUGCUCAAGAGUCAUCGAGCAGUUAUAGUAGUGGUUAUGGAGACUAUCAAAAUGAAUAUUCCAGUCAGCCACAAAGUGGGUAUAGGUCGAGUUCUGACACAUAUCCUAAAAGGGAUGCAGGAUAUGGCAGUGCACCCCAAAGUGGCUUCAAGAAAGAGCCUGGCACAGAAAGUGGAGGUUACGACAGUGGGUCUAGACUUAAUCAAGGCACUACUCGAGCAAGUGGCAGGACUAGUAGAUGGUCUGCUGCAGAACCAGCACAAACUCCGAGCUAUCCAACUCCACCUGCUCAAGACAGUACACCAUCAUACCCCAAGUAUGGAGGAUCACAAGUGAAAACUGAGCCCACAAGUACUGCUGGAUAUGAUAGUUAUUCUGGUCAAGCUUCCAGUUAUACAAGUUAUGGACAAACUCCAACAGCUGCUACAUCAGCAUACCCAGCUGCUGCUCAGACUUAUAAUUAUCAGCAGAGCACUGUAACUCCCCAGUGGUCAGCACCCCAAGCUGUCACACCCAGCACUCCAGCAGCACAAACCACUACUACUGAUCAGUCACAGUGGUCUCAAUACUACCAACAGCAAGCUUCUCAACCUAACCAGUACUAUAGUCAGUACUAUGGACAACCAGCUGCAGGAACCAAUCCUGGUUACUGAAUUAGCUGAAACCACAACUUACUGACAUCUUUAUGACGGACAUUAUUUCAUUCCUUGAACAGACGUUUAUCAUUACUUUUCAUUGACCUCUGUACAUUAAAAUUUUCAGUAAAAAAAAAAAACCUUUUUUGUUGCAUUGUUUCAUGUCGAUCACAUUAGAGCAAACAUUUUGUAAGCCAUUAGAAUAUGUUUGGAAAACCCCAUGUCCCAAAAGAGGUAUAUUUUUUAUAAAAUAAAUUAUUCAAACAGGACGGCUAGCAAAUUGAAAUGUGUCAUUCAACAAUUGUGCUCGAAAAAUGUAUCUUUUAAUCAUAGUUAUUCAUGUGACUUUAAUAAAUCUUAUGUUGUUAUUU